Saccoglossus kowalevskii is the source of this 635-nucleotide messenger RNA. RefSeq lists its product as uncharacterized. Lineage: Eukaryota; Metazoa; Hemichordata; Enteropneusta; Harrimaniidae. The record is from RefSeq and is a predicted model, not a curated record.
GGAGUACAACCAACAAGUCUGAUCUGUCACGAUGAUUACGUACGCGUUCGUACUGUUAACUACCUUAUUCGCCGUCUCAUUCGAUACAGUGAGUGGCGAUUGUUAUGUAUGUAGCUAUUCUGGCGAAGACGAAAGCAACUGUAAAACCCCGAGUGAAAAUACCGUCUCCAUGAGUAUCACUGGCUGCGAUAGCUGCACGACGAUAUUUUCUAUAUCGAAUGAUGUUGUUACCGCCGUCACGCGCUCAUGUUCACCAAGUUCUUGCAUCGAAAGUACAGUUAAUGGCGAUCCAAAAACUAUAACUGAAUGUUGCACUGGUUCCCUGUGUAACAGUGGUUCGACGCCAUCAACGAGCCCCUCCAGCAGUACAGAGGUUGCUGGGAACGGUGACAAUGUCGAUGAUAAUAACGAUGGUGGAGAUGCAAAUAAUGACGAUGGCGGCGAUGAUCAGGGCGAUGAUGGCGGAGACGAAAAUGAUGAUAAUGAUGGUAAUGGUGAUGGUGCCACUCAAAUGGUAACAUCAGUCGUAACCAUGGUGAUAUCAUUCACAUCCGCCAUAUUGUACUCGUUUUAUAUUUAAUCAUGGCAUGUAUCAUUUACAUACGUACAAUUAGAUUUGAUGAUAAUGGAAUUCG